This is a messenger RNA of Pseudocercospora fijiensis CIRAD86, 894 nucleotides long. RefSeq lists its product as uncharacterized. Gene Ontology annotation, molecular function: metallopeptidase activity. The record is from RefSeq and is a predicted model, not a curated record. The transcript has 5 exons. Bases 1 to 894 code for a protein of 297 amino acids. NCBI's taxonomy places the organism in Eukaryota, Fungi, Ascomycota, Dothideomycetes, Mycosphaerellales, Mycosphaerellaceae.
AUGUCGUUGGCACUCUUCCUCCUCCUCGCCCUCCUCUCACUGGCAUACGCCUGCGAGCUACCACACCACCACAGCUCAAAUACCACCUCGACCCUUACAAAGAAACGCUGGUACAGCGUCGACCACCUCCGCGAAGACACCCAACUCCUCCCCGGUCCAUGGCCCGCCGUCGAUGACGCCGGCUCCACCCCGAUCCGCUUCUGCUUCGAAGACGAAGCCUCCUACAAAACCCUCCACGACCUGAUCCGCGACGCAGUCCAACUCUGGGCCCCGGCAUCAGCAGUUUCCACCCUAACCAUCGAACCCGAUUGCGGAGCCGACGAAUGGCAUUGCAUUUGCAGUAAACGCACGCAUUGGGAUGUCCUUGCGAUUGUCGAUGUGACGGAUGAUGAAUAUGGGAAGACGGCGGCGACGCAGGGACAUACGUAUGUGGAGAGUCAGGAGAGGGAGAGGAAUGAGGAGGGGAGAUUUGUUUAUCAUAUUUUGGGGGUGAGGAGGGAUGAGGAGAAAAUGGGGUUUAGUCGGAGUUGGGAUGUUUGUGGGAUUGCGCAUGAGUUGGGACAUGUUGCUGGACUUGAUCAUGAACAUCAGAGACCAGAUGCUGCGAAGGAGGGGUUUCGGUGGAGUUGUGGUAUGCUUGAAGAUGCGGAUUCUGUGCAUCACAGGAUUGCAGAUCGAGAUCCGGAGGCGUAUGAAGAGGGCGAUACAUUCGAGAAAGCAUGUGGAGACCUCGCCGUGGCCCGCCGCUACGGGUUCAGCGCGACAGCUCUGAUUCCAAAACCCGCACACGUCCUCGGCGCAAACGUCUGGUCGCAGGACCUCGAUUGGAAUUCGAUCAGCAAGUUCUGCCCUUUCUCCUUGAUCCAACCAACACUUACUAAUUUCUUUCAGUGA